CUGCGAUCGCAAAACCAAAUCAUAGCUGGCAAGGACCUAACACACCUACGGCUGCAUACUGAAAAGGCCCAGCGUUACUCAGAGAAAAAACCAACCACAACGAACAGGUGUGCCCGAUAUGGCAAUUACCACAUAAAUCACACAUGCAAUAGGUUUCCUUCAAUGUUAUUGGAAGGUUCCAAACCGUAACGUCAGAGCAGCGGCUAGAAAAUAGCUCGAGGCGCACGAAGAUAUUGCGAAUAUAGCACCGUGCAAGGUUACACCAUUGGCGAAAAAACAUGAGCAGUUGUGGAGGAGCUAAUGCGCAAAUGGAUGGCGACUCCGUGGGUGCCGUGGCAUCGCACAGCCCCGAUUGCGACCUCCUCUUGGUCUGCCGCGACGGCCGCCUGCCCGCCAACAAGUGCGUGCUGCGCCGCGCCUCCUCCGUGCUGCGCCAGACGCUCAGCCUGCAGCUGCCCACCCCGGGGGAGCUGCAGCUGCCGGCGGACAGCGCGGGUGCGUGGCGGGUGCUGCUGGGGCUGCUCAGUCUGGAGACCUACCCGCUGCAGCUGGUGAAGCAGGACAACGUGUGCGAGCUGAUGGUACUAGCAGACAAGUACGACAUCCCUGUCGUACGCGGCGCCUGCGCGCACUUCCUGCACCUCCAGGCGCCCAACCUCAGCCUCUCCGCGCCGCUCUCCUCGCCCCUCAACGUCUUCACCGCCGCCUCCCUCGUCUCCAAGUACUGCUCCCCAAGCACCCAACCCUCCCUGGAGGGAUUCUGCUCCUCCGUUCUGCAGCAACUGGACGCCAGGCUGGAGCCGCUGCGGCGGCAGCCGCCGGAGGCGGGCUCCGCAGCGGUGGCGGCGGUGGCAGCCGGGCAGGGCGGCGAGGGGUACGCGGCGGCUGCGCAGGAGAUGACUGCCAUCCUGAAGUGGCAGAUGGAGGCUGCACAUCUGGUGGGGCAGCUGGAGGAUGUGGUGGCGGGGGAGGAGUACUUGGCGCAGGUGGCGCCCGAGGUGCAGUCCAAGGUGUCCAGCGCGCUGCUGGCCGCGCUGCGCCACCUGACGGGCCGCCCGCCGCCCCUCUGCCCGCACUGCAGCCUGCCGCUGGGCGCCACCGCGGCCGCCUUCCACCCCGACUGCGCCACCGCCCACUUCACGGAGCUGCACACCAAGGGCUGCCGGCUGUGCGGGGUGGCCAUGAAACCCGCGCACGCGAGGUUUUGCAACACGUGCGCCUACAGGAAAAACAAGCCGUAGGGAGAGGGAGGUAGAGGUGGGCGAGGAGGAGGUGUCUAGAGGAGGAGGCGGUGUGGACUGUGUGCGUAUGUCGUACUGAGGGGGGCAGCGGCUGGGCGGUGUACUGGGAAACGUUGGCAGGAGGUUGAUGCGAUGAAGGAAGGGGUGCAGAGGUGACGCGCGGUUGCAGGGGUAGUCGGGCAGGGAUGGCCGACAGCAGGAUGGUAGGAUUGUCAGGUAAAACGCAGGGUGAGGCAGAGCAGGAUGCAUGUAUUUAUUGGUUCACGUGCUGUGAUGUGCGAGGGUAUGUAUGGAGGUCAGGUCCAGAGCUUGUGUCGUGAGUGGUGGAGUGAAGCUGGCUGUAGUUACCGGUAGUUCCAGCUAGCCCUUGUUCGUGCAUGCAGGGGGAGCGCUACAUCACCGCAUGCGGCGCACUGGCGUUAGGGUUAGGAAAAGGAAGUGAGACGCCUGGGGUAAACCCGCACGGCAGAUUAGAGCCAGCCAGCAAGGCUAGUCUUAGGAGGGAUCCUCUGCAACAUAUUGGAAACGAGGUAUUCGCACCGCCACCGUUGACGGUGCAUGUACGAUGUGCGCCAGAGGUUGCUGCGGCGCGGAUGUUUCCCCAGGCAGGCAGUGUAGUACAGCUUUAGGGGCACGCAGGUCCGUUAGUAGUAGCAGGUGUGGCAGUUCGGAAGCUGUGUCAAAGUCAUUAAUAGACAGGGUGCUGCUUGUGUACUGGCCUGGAGCUGUUGAUACGCAUGCACUAGAGACAUCACAUGCGGGUGGCGCCAUGUCUUGUCACCGACUUUGUCGUGCAGUUCCAUUUGCCGUACAAGUAGGCAGGGAGACGAUGAGGUGUGCGCGCUGGUGUGCUGUAACCUACCGGUAUUGUUGCGCGCAGUCUUCAGAGCCGCUGCUGAAGAAAGGGAGGUUAUCUUGCAUAAGAAGGUCUACCUUUUUGGAUGUGCAUGAGUAACUUGUGGGUGUGUGGUUGCAUUGAUGGCUGAGUUGCUUACACCCUCACACGCAUCUGCGGCAAGUUCUCGGGUUUGCUUAAUGUUGAUGCGUGUUUAGAGGCGCGGGCGGAGGGCAUCGUGCGUUUCACGCUCGCUGGCGCUUUUGCUGGUUCAGCCUUUUUCCAGCCGUCCUAUGCGUGUGUUAAGAAAACUGGCCACGAGGCGGAACGUACUGUGAUUGCUGGAAGGUAUGCGUGUCGACGUUGGCUGCAUCCCUGGCGCCGUACGCUGUUUGGUUGCGGCCGUAUGCGUUGAGAGUCGUUAAGGCAUUCGCCUUUCAGCCUGGAGUAUACCCGUGCAGACCCGUGAUUCAGGCAACCUUGGCCCGAUGGAGUUGAAACGUGAGGGAUGUUCGGGUAUCACCGACGCCUGCGCAUGCCCUUCUACUGGCUGCAACUCUUGAAGCCGAAGACCUUGUAAGUAAUCGCGUCC
Messenger RNA from Astrephomene gubernaculifera, 2668 nucleotides. The record is from the annotation of a GenBank genome assembly. Lineage: Eukaryota; Viridiplantae; Chlorophyta; Chlorophyceae; Chlamydomonadales; Astrephomenaceae.